Panicum virgatum (switchgrass) is the source of this 2662-nucleotide messenger RNA. RefSeq lists its product as uncharacterized. The record is from RefSeq and is a predicted model, not a curated record. The coding region runs from base 1 to 2400 and encodes 799 amino acids. The transcript has 2 exons. Lineage: Eukaryota; Viridiplantae; Streptophyta; Magnoliopsida; Poales; Poaceae.
AUGCAGGGAAGGAGAAAGGGAUGGAGAGCUCAGAUCGGCACCGACAUCGCCGGCAAGGAUCGAGACGCCGCCGCCAUGGGCUUCUGGAGCGACGUGCAGUGGUGGGAGGACUGGCAGCUGCGGUUCCUGGUCCUGGCGAGCCUCUGCUUCCAGUACUUCCUCUUCGCCGCCGCGCUCCUCCGCAAGCGGUGCGUGCCGCCGUGGUUCCGGUCGCUGGUCUGGCUGGCCUACCAGGGCGGCGACGUCGUGGCCGUCUACGCGCUCGCCACGCUCUUCAACCGCCACCGCAAGGACGAGGUGGCCACCGGCGCCGCGCACCUCGACACGCUCUGGGCGCCGGUGCUCCUGCUGCACCUCGGCGGCCAGGACGGCAUCACGGCCUACGGCGUCGAGGACAACGAGAACUGGAGGCGCUACCUCUUGGUCGCGGCGUCUCAGAUCGCCAUAGCCAUCUAUGUGUUCUGCAAGUCAUGGACAGGGUGGUUCCACGACCAGAGGCUGCUCCGCGCGGCGAUCUUGCUCUUCGUCCCCGGCGUCGUCAAGUGCCUGGAGAAGCCACUGGCUCUCCGGAACGCCACCGUCAACAGCAUCGCCAACUCCUCCGACCCAACGAUGGAAGUGUCCAUCGAGGAAGACGACGGCACGCUGCCGACGGCCAUGGAUUCACUCGAGGAGUUCGUGACGGCCGCGAAGGAGUGCGUCGAGAGGGAGGCCAAGAGGGACCCUCCCCUGUUCUUCGACGACACGAUGAACGACGAGCCCUACCACCUCUUCGUCGACCUCAGCCACCCCUACUCCAUCCGGCUCCGGAACCUGCAGGUCAUGGCGGCGCGGAGCGGCAAGGAGGAGGCGCACGACCGGGUUCGCGCCGCCGUCUCCCAGGCGUUCGACCGCCUCUUCACCAAGCACAAGGCGAGCUACGGUGGAGUGCUGCGCGCCGUCGUCGUGCUCCUCACGUUCGCCGACAUCGGGCUGUUCCAGGAGAGCCGCCGCCGGAGCACGGCGUACGCCCGCGCCGACGUCGUCGUCACCUACGUCCUGCUGUGCUGCACCGCCGCGCUGGAGUUCGUGUCCGCCUGCGUCGUCCUCGGCUCCGGCCUGCCGCUGCCCGACGACCAGCUGCCCCAGUACAACCUCAUCGGCUACCUCGCCGGCAACCUGAGGCGCCCGCGGGUCCGGCACCUCGCCUUCGUGCUGGGGGUCGAGGAGCAGCUCGACUGGCUCUGGUACACGGCGCCGCCCGAGCCGUCCCGCCGCAUCACCGAGCUCGUCCACGACCACGUCGCCGGCGGGUGGAAGGGGUACAUAAACGCCGCGGCCGAGAGGUCGAGCACGUCGAGGUCGCCGGUGGAGGACUACCGCCGGUUCAACGACGGCCGCGGCCAGCGGACGGUGGAGCGGGCGGGAUGCGGCGGCGGCAGGAGGGGCGGCGUCGAGCGGAGCCUGCACCUGCCGUUCGACGAGAGCGUCGUCGUCUGGCACCUCGCCACGGAGCUCUGCUACUUCGACCACGUCGACGCCGGCGGCGAGGCCACCCGGAACAGCAGGGUGAUCUCCAACUACAUGGUGUACCUGCUGCUCGUCCGGCCGUGGAUGCUGAUGCCGGGCGCCCGGCGCGGGCUCCUCCUGGCCGUGUACACCGAGCUGAGGCGGAUGCUCAAGAACCCGCCGGCGUCGGGGGAUGAGGACGACGAGGAGGCGGGGAAGAAGAAGAAGGCGCCGCCGAUGGCCAUGGACGAGAUCGCGCGGAAGAUCAUCCAGAAGGUGAGGAAUCCGCCGCCACCAGCGAGCUCCGGCGGCGCUCGCCGCCCACCGCCGCCUCGCAAAGCCGCCGCCGACCUCGUUCGCAACGCUUGGGAGCUCGCCUACGACCUCAUGGAAUUCUCCAAGAAGAAGACGGAGCAGAGCAGGGAGAAGAGACUCGCCGAGGAGAUCAAGAAGACGGCCGGCCAGCCCGUGAGCAACGAGAAGAUGGUCGAGAUCGUGAUCUCAGCCGGGGAGGACGGGGACGACGAGAUGUGGAAGGUGAUCCAGGGCGUGUGGGUGGAGAUGCUCUGCUUCUCCGCCGGCCGGUGCCGGGGGUACCUGCACGCCGCGAGCUUGUGCAGGGGCGGCGAGUACCUCUCCUACGUGUGGCUCCUCCUCUCGUACAUGGGGAUGGAGACCAUGGCGGAGAGGACGCAGAGGACGGAGCUCCCCGCCGAAGGAGACGGCGGCGGUUUGGUGACGCCUCCGGAUCCGGACGACGACGAUGACGGUGACGAACCGGCACAGCCGCCAAAGGCUGGUGGAGCGCAGCCAUCCGGCGCCGCGGCGACGUCGUCGGUUAAUAAGAAGGCAGUGGCGGCGCCUCCGGCAGCGGCCUCCGGUGCAGCCGUGGUGCCCGUCGACAUUGUCUGACGGACGAACAACGCGUACGCGGUGACCUGUGGAGAUUGUUUUGUGUUGCUGCUACUGGUUUCGUCCACUUUUAUUUUCUGCACAACUUGUGUUUGCUUUCCCAGAUCAGGCUGAUAGCCUGAUACUCUCCAUGCAUGUGUGUGUGUGUGUGCGCUCGCUAGUGUCUUUGGUGUUGCUAAUCUUGUGUACUACGGCUACGGCCUGUAAUAAUCUUGUUCUACCGAUCAAUAAAAGUUACACAGGGCUUGUUGUGUUUUUCUUA